This is a messenger RNA of Vitis vinifera (wine grape), 2493 nucleotides long. RefSeq names its product protein CHUP1, chloroplastic. The record is from RefSeq and is a predicted model, not a curated record. Lineage: Eukaryota; Viridiplantae; Streptophyta; Magnoliopsida; Vitales; Vitaceae. Bases 250 to 1968 code for a protein of 572 amino acids. Gene Ontology annotation, biological process: chloroplast organization. Gene Ontology annotation, cellular component: chloroplast outer membrane. The transcript has 8 exons.
AAUGAUGAGAACAAAAGGGAUAGUUAAUUGGGGAUUAGAACACAUGUUAGUUCAGGAAUAGAAAUGGGCAUGGGUUGUAAAUGAUGUGGGCCUGUGGAUAUAGGUAGAUAGAAUGUAUUAUAGAAUUCUGAAACAGAAUGUGAAUGGAGAUUUGGGAAUAGAUAUGGCAAAACUUAAUAGCACUUGGGAUUGCUGAACGAGAUGGGCAGGUGGUUUGUCUGAUUAGAGUUGGGGAAAGAUGUCCGAGUGAUGGGGGAAGAGGUUGGUCAACGCAGAGAGGAGAGACCGAUUGACGCCUUGUCUCAAGAAGCCAUGAAGCAAAACCCUCCUACGCCAUGCAAGACCACCACCCCUUCUCACCUUAGGAGACCCUCCUCCUCCUCCUCCUCUUCCUCUUCCUCUUCCUCUAAAGUGAAGGCAGUAGGUGUUUUGAAUGGGGUCUCAUCGCCAUCACCAGCCCCAAGGCCACGGGCGAGGUCGGGUCCUCUAGAGAUGAAUAACAGCCAUAAGGCUAGGAGGUCCCUUCUUCUCAACAAACCCAAAUCUGGAGACCAUGCACUAGGAUCUCAAAAGCCUAGGGAUGCAGAGGAGGUUAAGGUCAUGGGUCGCUCCAGGAACCGCCCUGUUGUGGACCAACUUGCUCCGCGGCGGCCCUCUGAAGGGCCCGAGCCAGAUGACAAGACCAAGGAAUUGCAGGAGAAGCUUGACCUCAGGCAGAAUUUGAUCAACAAUUUACAGUCUGAGGUAUUGGGUUUGAAGGCAGAGUUGGACAAAGCCCAGAGCUUCAACCUGGAACUGCAAUCACUCAACGCUAAGCUCACUGAGGACCUUGCUGCUGCUCUAGCAAAGAUAACUGCCCUUACUAGUCGUCAACAGGAGGAGUCGGUUACAGAGUACCAGAGCCCUAAAUUUAAAGACAUUCAAAAACUCAUUGCCAACAAGUUGGAACACCCAAAAAUUAAGCAGGAGGCAAGCAAUGAAGCAAGUACUGUUCAGGCACCAUCAGCAGCAUCAGUACCACGGGUUCCCAGGGCUAUGGAUUCCCAAAGAAAGGUUCCACCAUGUCCCGCACCACCACCUCCUCCUCUGCCCCCACCUCAGCCUCCAGCUAGAGCAGCUGCUACUCGGAAGGCUCCAACACUCGUAGAAUUUUAUCACUCAUUGACAAAGGGUGUGGGGAAGAGAGAUUUUGCACAAUCCGGGAAUCACAAUAAACUAGUGGUUAGCAGUGCACAUAGUAGUAUAGUUGGAGAAAUUCAAAAUCGUUCAGCACAUCAGUUAGCUAUAAAAGCAGACAUUGAAACAAAAGGAGACUUCAUCAAUGGUCUUAUCCAGAGAGUGCUGGCUGCAUCUUAUUCAGAUAUGGAAGACAUUGUGAAAUUUGUGGAUUGGCUUGAUAAUGAGCUCUCAACCUUGGCUGAUGAGAGGGCUGUGCUAAAGCAUUUCAAGUGGCCUGAGAAGAAAGCUGAUGCCAUGAGAGAAGCUGCUAUUGAAUAUCGUGACCUUAAACUUUUAGAAAGUGAAGUUUCCUGCUAUAAGGAUAAUGCUAAUGUUCCAUGUGGAGUUGCCUUGAAGAAGAUGGCUGGUUUACUAGACAAGUCUGAAAGAAGCAUACAAAGGUUGAUUAAGCUGCGGAACUCUGUUGUGCGGUCUUAUCAGGAAUGUGGAAUUCCAACUGGUUGGAUGCUUGAUUCAGGAAUAGUUAGUAAGAUAAAGCAGGCUUCUAUAAAUCUGGCCAAGAUGUACAUGCAAAGAGUGGCAAUGGAGCUCGAGUCGGUUCGGAAUUCAGAAAGGGAAUCCUCACAAGAAGCUCUACUGCUUCAGGGAGUGCAUUUUGCAUACAGGGCUCACCAGUUUGCUGGGGGCCUAGAUUCUGAAACAUUAUGCGCAUUCGAAGAGAUAAGGCAGCGGGUUCCUGAACACCUGGGAGGGUCUCGAGAAUUGCUGGCCGGCAUACCAUCAUCAUAGCAAGUUCAACACCACUGUUUCUGGUGGGGAAGUUCAGUAGUAAUUAGUAAAGCUGUAGGUUAUCUUUUGUUUUAAUCCCUGUUCCCUUCAAUGUGUAGUUAAAGUUGUGAUGAAAGCAUUUUAAAGAACAAGCUGGAAAGCAAAGCAAAACAUGGGUUAUGAAGCUGGAAAAAGAGAUGAAAAUCCAGCAAUAUAAGGCUUUUGAGUGGUAGGUGAAGCUUCAGCCAUGGAAAUCCUUUUGGUUGGGUGUAUGUUGUUUUCCCCGUCCUGUCAAGGUGUCCUCACUCUUACCUCACCUAACCCAGCUACUUGUUGACUACGCCCCGUCGCCCCCACAUUGGAAUAAGCUCCAAGCAAUAAUAGCACGAGAAAAACGUCAUUUGUAAGUUAAAACAAAGCUUUCAUGGAAAGUAUUUUGACUUUGAUAAGCCAAUCCAAACAGACUUCCAUGGCCGAGGUCAUGUAAUUGUUCAAUAUAGAAUGCUAUGAUGCCCUUGAAAUAAUAAUUCUUUUAUGUGAGCCAAA